AAUGUUCGAGACAAUAAUGAAAGAAUACAAUCAAAAUAAAAAAGGAUUAGAUAAAUAGGAUGGUAUGGUUUGAAUUAUAUCAGAAAUUUUAAGAAGACAAAUUGGAAUGUUGGCUGAACCAAUGACAAAAAAAGUCUUACAUGGAUUAAAUGCAAAUAUUGCUAUUCUGCAUUAAAAUGAGUAAAUUAUUGAGAAAGAGACAAAAUAAUUACUUAAAGAAACUGCAUAAUUGUAAAAGGAAUCUUAAUAAUGGUAAAUUCUUUACAAUAAUCUAAAUGAAACAUUAAAAGUAAUUAUAUUAAUUGUGAUUAGUCUAGAAAGUAGGAGACAUUGUAAAUUUUGCACAAAUUAUAGAAAAUGAGUUAUAAGAAUUAUGUGAAAGUUGA
This is a messenger RNA of Paramecium primaurelia, 386 nucleotides long. The record is from the annotation of a GenBank genome assembly. NCBI's taxonomy places the organism in Eukaryota, Ciliophora, Oligohymenophorea, Peniculida, Parameciidae.